Messenger RNA from Diceros bicornis minor, 3836 nucleotides. It is a transcript of the gene THBD, whose product is annotated as thrombomodulin. Gene Ontology annotation, cellular component: membrane. Lineage: Eukaryota; Metazoa; Chordata; Mammalia; Perissodactyla; Rhinocerotidae. The record is from RefSeq and is a predicted model, not a curated record. Gene Ontology annotation, molecular function: calcium ion binding; transmembrane signaling receptor activity. The coding region runs from base 130 to 2028 and encodes 632 amino acids. The transcript has a single exon.
AGGCGUCCGGAGAACCCAGUAAUCCGAGAAUGCAGCAUCAGCCCUUCCCACCAGGCACUUCCUUCCUUUUCCCGAACGUCCAGGGAGGGAGGGCCGCGCACUUAUAAACUCGGGCCCCGGCCCGCUGGCAUGUCAGAGGCUGCCUUGCCGGGGUUGCGCGCCGCGUCCGGACGCGUCCGUGCUGGGACAGACAGGAGGGGUUGUCGCCGGCUGCGCCCUGCACCUCUCGGCCCCGGCCGGGCUCCGGCCUCGUCGCGGCGCCUGCGCUCUCCCCGGGGCCUGCACGCGGCGCGCCUGGACAGCAUGCUCCGGGUCCUGCUUCUCGGCGUGCUGGCCCCCGCUGGCCUGGGGCUCCCGGCGCCCACGGAACCGCAGCCCCACGGCAGCCAGUGCGUCGAGCACGACUGCUUCGCGCUCUUCCGGGGCCCCGUGCCCUUCCUCGCCGCCAGCCAGGCCUGCGAGCGCCUGCGGGGCCACCUGAUGACCGUGCGCUCCUCGGUGGCGGCUGAUGUCAUCUCUCUGCUACUGAGUGGCGACGGCGGCGACAGCCAGCGCUUCUGGAUCGGCCUGCAGCUCCCGCCCGGCUGCAGCGACCCGGGGCACUUCGGCCCCUUGCGCGGCUUCCAGUGGGUUACGGGCGAUAACCGCACCAGCUACAGCAGGUGGGCGCGGCUCCACCGCGACGGGGCACCUCUCUGCGGUCCGCUGUGCGUCACAGUCUCGGCGGCCGGGGCCGCUGCACCCGGCGAGCCGGCCUGGGAGGAGCAGCAGUGCUCCGCGGAGGCCGAUGGCUUCCUCUGCGAGUUUCACUUCGCAGCCUCCUGCAGGCCCCUGGCUGUGGAGUCCGCGGCGGCCGCCAGUGUCUCGAUCACCUACAGCACCCCGUUCGGGGCCCGCGGCGCGGACUUCCAGGCGCUGCCGGUGGGUAGCUCCGCCGCUGUAGGGCCCUUCGGAGUGGAGCUGGAGUGCGCGGCGCCGCCCGGAGAGGCCGAGGCGCGCUGGAGCCAGGAGGCGCCCGGCGCCUGGGACUGCAGCGUGGAACAGGGCGGCUGCCAGCACAAGUGCAACGGGAGCGCCGGGGCGUCGCGCUGCCUCUGCCCGGCCGACGCCGCCCUGCAGGCCGACGGGCGCUCCUGCGCCGCGCCUGGGGAGCACUCGUGCGACCAACUCUGCGAACACUUCUGCUACCGCACCCCGGACGUGCCCGGCGCCUACUCGUGCAUGUGCGAGACGGGCUACCAGCUGGCUGCCGACCAGCACCAUUGCGAGGACGUGGACGACUGUACGCUGGUGCCCAGUCCGUGCCCGCAGCGCUGUGUCAACACUCAGGGCGGCUUCCAGUGCCACUGCUACCCCGGCUACGACCUGGUGGACGGCGAGUGCGUGGAGCCCGUGGACCCAUGCUUCGGGACUCAGUGCGAGUACCAGUGCCAGCCCGUGGGUCAAAAUGGCUACCGCUGCGUCUGCGCCGAGGGCUUCGCGCCCACCCCCAACGACCCGCACAGGUGCCAGAUGUUCUGCAACCAGACUGCAUGCCCAGCUGACUGCGACCCCAACAACCCAACUACAUGCCAGUGCCCGGAGGGCUACAUCCUGGACGAGGGCUUCAUGUGCACAGACAUCGACGAAUGCAACAAUGGCUACUGCCCCGACGCGUGCCUCAACCUCCCUGGCAGCUACCAGUGCAUCUGCGGGCCCGACUCACCCCUCGCCGGCCAGGCUGCCACUGACUGUGACCCCAAGGUGACCAACGGCGGCGACGAAGACGGCGGCUCUGGGGAGCUCCCGGUCAGCCCGACCCCCGGCGCCACCUCGAGCCCCUCGCCUGUAAGACCCAUGCAUUCGGUCGUGCUUAUUGGCAUCUCCAUCGCAAGUCUGUCUCUGGUGGUGGCGCUUUUGGCGCUCCUCUGCCACCUGCGCAAGAAGCAAGGGGCCCUGCGGGCCGAGCUGGAGUACAAGUGUGGGGCCCCAGCCAAGGAGGUGGUGCUGCAGCACGUGGGAACGGAGCGGACGCCUCAGAAACUCUGAGGGGCCUCCCUCCCCGGCCCCAGGUGUGGGCUGGGCCUUUGCCACCCUUCUGUGCCCGCCCCCCGCCCCCAGCCUUACUCCCUGGCUACCCCAAAGCACCUUAGCUGGCAUCAGAACUGGAGAAGACCGUCCCCACCUUCUUCUCUGAUUCCACGCAUGGCUGGGGAGGGGGAAUUGGAAGGACUAUGCGCCCCAGCCAUUUCCAUGACGUCAUCGGACAACUGGGCGAGAUGGCCGUUUUAUGAUGAAGACACAGACUCCAGUGUCCCGUGCCCUCACCAAGGAUGGGUGAGCGUUAUGGUUGGCAGCCUUUGGGGCAGACUGUGAUCUCGUGGACUAGUGAGUGUAAUGAAGUCAUCAAUAAUGACCAAGAUAUUUAUUUUUUGAGUAUUUAGAAUCUUGUUCUUUUGCUUUUUCCCUACUUGUGUGUAUCCCUCCCCACUCCUCCCACCCCCUUCUCCUUCCCUAUCUCUAUAUUUAUAUACUCCCACUUGUCGUGUGGCAGUUAUACUAUCUUGGUGAAUUUUUUUCCCAGUCCUCUUGCAUUUAUGAAGCCCAGCCCUGUAUUCCCCCCUCAUUCCUCCCAAUUUUCCCUCCUCAGGAACUCAGCCAACCCACCUGAGUCACCGCCCUGUGUCAGACCCCUCUGCUCUUAGUGUCUGCCUAGGCGGACUCCCCUGUGAAACAGAGACAAAACAUCUCAAGACAAGAGCGGUUGGGGAUUUGCUUUUGCACCAGAUUUGCUAAUUUUUCUUGAAAUUUCAGGCUUCCAGAGCAAUAUCAUUUUAACAGAGGUUAAGAUGUGAGGGGCAUUCGUUAAACUAAUGUGGCUGAACUGUCAUAGAAUUUCAACCCCAAGGAGUUUUUUAUUUUUUAGACAGUGAGGCUGGGUUAUAUUGUUGUUGUUUUGAUUUGGACUGAAAAGUAGUAACUAUUGUUAAGCUUCUUAUGCAGUUUCUUUUUAUAUUAUUAUUAUUAUUAGUUAUUUUGGACAAUGUUGAAGACGUUCACUCGAUUGCUCUAGAUUGAGAGAAGACAGAAGCACGUCCCAGGAGACGGUUGAAAACAGUUUUGAGCUGCAUGAUCCAGGCCAAUUCCCAUUUUGACUCUUACUGUUGUUGUGAUUUGUAGCCCAGCUCUACUCCUUUGUGGGAUUUGGGAGCUUGAGGAUGGAGCCUGAAGGAUGCUCAGUUAGGGCCCCACCUUGAUCAGGCCCUGGAGAAUUUCUCCCACUUCAGAGAGGCCUUCUAACCCUGUCCACUUGGAGCAGGGGCCCGGGACAAGAAGCAGAGGCUGCCCCCGCGCCGGGGCGGCUGGUUAGAAAUGCAGGAGCUCCAGCUCCACCCACCUGCUGCAUGAGAAUCUGGAUUGUAACAAGGUCUGCAGGGGGUGUCUGCCCAGUACAGCCUGAGGAGAACUGUGCCAGAUAGCUUCCAACUUUCUGGAACAAAUUAAAUAUGGAUCAGUAAUAAGUAGUAGGCCAAACCAGGUCCUUUAUUCUCAAGAAACUGAGGAAUUUUCACGUUAUAGCUUUGCUUUCUGGUAGAAAGACUAGGUACACAACUUUAGACAUUGCUGCACAGGGUAGAGAAGUUCUUUGGUUCAACUGAGCUAGGGAUGAAAUCAUGCUUUAGUGUGUGGAAAAAAAUGUAUCAUAUAAUGUAUCUUUUGUGAUGCAAAGGUUUUCUUCUACUAUUUUGUAAACUCAGCACAUUUGUACAUAGUUAUUUAUUUAUUGCAGAUAAACUAGGACACGGGCAAAACCCUUGCUUAUGACAUCACAUGUAGAAAAUAAACAAAUAACAGAG